Oncorhynchus masou masou (cherry salmon) is the source of this 1316-nucleotide messenger RNA. Its product is annotated as NACHT, LRR and PYD domains-containing protein 12-like. The record is from RefSeq and is a predicted model, not a curated record. Gene Ontology annotation, biological process: intracellular signal transduction. The transcript has 6 exons. The coding region runs from base 324 to 1316 and encodes 330 amino acids. Lineage: Eukaryota; Metazoa; Chordata; Actinopteri; Salmoniformes; Salmonidae. Gene Ontology annotation, molecular function: protein binding.
AUGAAGAGGAGAAGGAUAUUGAAGAUGAUGAAGAGAAGGGGUCAAUCCAGUUGUCUGACUUACACAGGAGAGCAGUGGACCAGGCCUUGAAGAGUGAGAAUGGACACCUGGACCUGUUCCUCCGCUUCCUCCUGGGUCUCUCACUGGCGUCCAAUCAGAAUCUGUUACGAGGCCUUCUGACACAGACAGGAAGUACAACACAGACCAAUGAGAGAACAGUCAGGUACCUUUCAGACAAGAUCAACCAGGAAUCCUCACCAGAAAGGAUCAUCAACUUGUUCCACUGUCUGAAUGAACUUGGUUCCAACUCUCUAGUUGAAGACAUGCAGACCUCCCUGCAUUCAGGAACUCUUUCAGAAACAAGGCUAAAACCUGACCAAUGUUCAGCCCUGGCCUACCUGUUACUGAUGUCAGAGGAGGUGCUGGAGGAGUUUGACCUGAAGACAUGCAACACAUCAGAGAAAGGUUAUCAGAGGUUGCUGCCGGUGGUGAGAACCUGCAAGAGAGCACUACUGGAUCGCUGUGAACUCACAUAUGAAUCCUGUGAGACUCUGGCCUCAGCUCUGCAGACACCAAACUCCCCCCUGAGAGAACUGGACCUCAGCUACAAUGACCUGGGAGACAGAGGAGUGGAGCUGCUCUGUGUUGGACUAACCAGUCCCCUCUGCAACAUACAGACACUAGUACUGGUUGACUGUAAAAUCACACAUGAAUCCUGUGAGAUUCUGACCUCAGCUCUGCAGACACCUCAGCUCUACAACUCCCCCCUGAGAGAACUGGACCUCAGCUACAAUGACCUGGGAGACAGAGGAGUGGAGCUGCUCUGUGUUGGACUAACCAGUCCACUCUGCAACAUACAGACACUAGUACUGGUUGACUGUAAAAUCACAUAUGAAUCCUGUGAGACUCUGGCCUCAGCUCUGCAGACACCAAACUCCCCCCUGAGAGAACUGGACCUCAGCUACAAUAACCUGGGAGACAGAGGAGUGGAGCUGCUCUGUGUUGGACUAACCAGUCCACUCUGCAACAUACAGACACUAGUACUGGCUGAAUGUUACCUCACAUAUGAAUCCUGUGAGACUCUGGCCUCAGCUCUGCAGACACCAAACUGCCCCCUGAGAGAACUGGAACUCAGCUACAAUGACCUGGGAGACAGAGGAGUGGAGCUGCUCUGUGUUGGACUAACCAGUCCCCUCUGCAACAUACAGACACUAUCUCGGUCAGUGUGGUCUGACAGAGGGUUGCUGUUCAGAUCUGGCUUCAGUCCUGAGUUCACCCAACUCACAACUGAACCAACUGGAGCUGAGAGACAAUGA